GUCCCUGCUCUACCAAGUACCUAGUCCUUUGGCCGUCUUUCUCUCUUUAUUUUUAUUUUUGGGUAUUUUUCUCCUCGAUAUUCUCUCUCUACAUCCUCGAUUUUUUCUCUCUCUACAUCGAAACGGAAUCUCGAGUUUCUCUCUUAAUUUAACGGAUCCGGAGAUAUAAUUGGAUCGAUUAAUAGAAGAAAUAGCUGUUAUUUUCGAUCGUGGAAAAUAAUUAGGGUUUCGAUUGGCAAAUGGUGAAUCGAAGAAGCUAGGGUUUAGCUUAUCGGAUCUAUACAGAAUCGGAUGAUUGGGUGAAGAAAAAAGUCUGAGUUUUGGGGUGUUCUUGAAAGGAGAGUGGUGGAUUGAUGGUACUCGAAGGGGAAAAUGCAAGGCUAUGCUGCAUGGAAGGGAAGGUGAGGAGAGGAAAAGGGAUCAUCGGCACAUGUGGACAGGUCCCUCGCGUGGUAAUUCGGUUGUAGCUGGUGACGAUGUUGUUUCUGAUUCUUUUUUCAAGGAUGGACGCAAGAUCAGUGUUGGAGACUGUGCUUUGUUCAAACCACCCCAGGACUCUCCACCGUUCAUUGGAAUAAUUCGUUGGCUGACUACCAGUAAAGAGAACAAGUUAAAGUUAGGUGUGAAUUGGCUCUAUCGACGUUCUGAAGUAAAACUUGGCAAAGCCAUCCUAUUGGAAGCUGCGCCAAACGAAAUAUUCUAUUCCUUUCAUAAGGAUGAAAUUCCUGCUGCAUCACUACUCCAUCCGUGUAAAGUUGCCUUCCUUCCCAAAGGUGUUGAACUUCCAUCAGGAAUUUGCUCAUUUGUGUGCCGGCGAGUUUAUGACAUUACAAACAAGUGUUUAUGGUGGCUAACUGAUCAGGAUUAUAUUAAUGAACGUCAAGAAGAAGUAGAUCACCUAUUGAAUAAAACACGUUUAGAAAUGCAUGCAACAGUGCAGCCUGGUGGACGCUCUCCAAAGCCAGUGAAUGGCCCAACAUCGACAUCCCAGUUAAAACCUGGUUCAGAUAGUGUGCAGAAUAGUGUUUCAUCCUUUCCUUCUCAAGGUAAAGGAAAGAAAAGAGAGAGAAUAGAUCAGGGCUCCGAGCCUGUGAAACGAGAGCGUUUUACAAAAAUGGAUGAUGGUGAUUCUGGUCACAGUAGACCAGAAAGCAUGUGGAAAUCUGAGAUUUCUAAAUUUACAGACAGAGGGGGACUAGUGGAUUCUGAAGGUGUUGAGAAAUUGGUGCAUCUAAUGAUGCCAGAGAGAAAUGAUAAAAAAAUAGACUUGGUUGGCCGGUCAAUUCUUGCUGGUGUGGUAGCAGCCACAGAUAAGUUUGAUUGUCUAAACCGGUUUGUGCAGCUUAGGGGCUUGCCCGUGUUUGAUGAAUGGCUGCAGGAGGUCCAUAAAGGGAAGAAUGGUGAUGGCAGUAGCCCCAGGGAUGGCGAUAAAUCUGCUGAGGAAUUUCUGUUAGUUUUGCUUCGGGCACUUGAUAAGCUCCCAGUAAAUCUCCAUGCUCUGCAAAUGUGUAAUAUUGGCAAAUCUGUGAAUAAUCUGCGCACACAUAAGAACUUGGAAAUACAGAAGAAAGCAAGGAGCUUGGUUGACACAUGGAAGAAACGUGUUGAGGCUGAAAUGGAUGCUAACGCAAAGUCUGGCUCUAACCAAGGUGUCUCCUGGACUGCCAGAUCACGUCUUCCUGAAAUUUCACAUGGUGGGAACAGGCAAUUUGGUGUAUCCUCUGAGGUUGCAAUGAAGAGCACAGUUGUGCAACUCUCUGCUUCGAAAACUGUUUCAGUCAAGGUUGUACAGGGGGAAACUGUUGCCAGGUCUGCAUCAACAUCCCCAGGACCUAUAAGAUCAACAGCAUCACCUGGAUCAGCAGGUAAUAAUUCAAAAGAAGCACAUCCCCGAAACACUGGUGCCAGUGGUGCCUCCGAUCCAUCUGUAGUGGUAGCAAGGGAUGAGAAAAGCAGCAGUUCUAGCCAGUCCCACAACAAUAGUCAAUCCUGUUCUAGUGACCAUGCCAAAAACGGGGGGGUUUCUGGAAAGGAGGAUGCAAGGAGCUCAACUGCAGGUUCAAUGAUGGUGAAUAAGAUGGUUGGUGGUUCUCUGCGGCAUCGUAAAUCAGGCAAUGGCUUUCCAGGACCAGCUAUGUCUGGUGUCCAAAAAGAAACUGGGUCAAGCAGGAAUUCUUCUUUGCACAAAAACUUAGGUUCAGAAAAAUUGUCACAGUCCAGUUUGACAUGUGAGAAGGCACUGGAUGUUCCCGUUGCUGAGGGGAAUGGUCAUAAAUUUAUUGUUAAGAUCCCCAACAGAGGUCGCAGUCCUGCACAGAGUGCCAGUGGAGGGUCACUGGAAGACCCUUCUGUCAUGAAUAGCAGAGCUUCUUCUCCCGUGCUUUCAGAGAAGCAUGACCAUUUUGAUCCUAACCUGAAGGAGAAGAAUGAUGCUUAUCGAGCUAAUAUUACUUCUGAUGUUAAUACUGAAUCGUGGCAAAGCAAUGAUUUCAAAGAGGUGUUGACUGGUUCUGAUGAGGGAGAUGGGUCCCCUACUACUGUUCCUGAUGAAGAGCACUGUCGGACUGGUGAUGAUUCUAGAAAAUUAGCUGAAGCCUCAAAAGCUACUUCCUCAUCAUCUGCAAAUGAAGAAAAAAUGGUGAAAUUGCAUGAUGCAUCUUUCAGCUCCAUGAAUGCUUUGAUUGAAAGCUGUGCAAAAUACUCUGAAGCUAAUGCAUCGAUGUCUGUUGGGGAUGAUAUUGGCAUGAACCUGCUUGCUAGUGUAGCUGCUGGGGAGAUGUCCAAGUCUGAUACGGUUUCGCCAACUGAUUCUCCACGGAGAAAUACCCCUGCUGUUGAGAGCUCUUGUGCUGGCAGUGAUGCGAGACCAAAGUCGUCACCAGGUGAGGACCCUGCUCAAGACAGAGGGCAGUUUGUUGAUGUUGUUAAUGAUGAACAUGAGAAGCGGGCAAUUGUUCUUGGUACUUCACUAGCUGCUAAGAACUUCGAUGGUAAAACCAUUUUGAUUUCACAAGAAAAACUCAAAGGGCAGCUCAAUGGACACUUCAAUUCUUCUAAUAUGGAUGUGCAGCAAACUUCUGAAUGUCCAGAAAGCAAUUUGAAAUCAGAGGAAGUGUUAGUCUCCGUUUCAGUGGCUGUGCCCUCUCCAAGCACUGUAGAGAAAGCAUCAUUUGAUGGAGGGAAAGAACCACAGGAGGAUAAGGGGAUUGGCAGAUCGAAUGCAGAUGGUGUAUCUGCAGCUAAAGAAAAGUUGCACAGCUCUAUCACAACAGAAGAUAAGGUCAAUAUUUCCAGAAUGGAAGUUGGGACUGAAGUUAAUAACAGAUCUUCAUCAUACCCGUCCAUCAAGCUUAAUGGUGAGAACAAUAAAAAUAUGAAUGAAAAUGAUGAGGAGAAACCACCUACCAAAAUGCAUCCUGAGUUGACAAAAGGAUCUGAUGGGGAAGUGCUCCAGCCUUAUGGAUCCAGCAAGGAUAUGGUCUCUGAAAACAUGGAUGAGGUUAAGGCUGAAAGAGCUGGUGAAGCUACUGAAAAAAGAAAUAGUGAACAUGAAUGUAAAGGCUCAGAUGCUACCAAUAACAAAGGUGAGUGCGUGGAUGACAGGCAAGAAGAUAAGCAGGUUAAUGAGAAACAUGGUGAUGGUUCAGCGCUUCACGAGUCCUCACCCACAAUCAGUCAAAAACCAGAACAAGAAGUGAGAUCAAGGGGAUCCAAGUUGACUGGCACUGAAGGUGAUGAAACAGAGGAAUGUACAUCUGCUGAUGCUUCUUCUUUAUCUGCUACUGGGGGGUUGGAUCAGGAAACAAAAGUUGUAUUUGAUCUGAAUGAAGGCUUCAAUGCUGAUGAUGGGAAAUAUGAGGAGCUGAAUAACUUGAGAGCACCUGGAUGCUCUGCUCCUGUUCAACCAAUUAACCCCUUGCCUUUGGCAGUUUCUUCUGUGUCCAAUGGUCUUCCUGCUUCAAUUACUGUGGCUUCUGCCGCAAAAGGGUCCUUUGUUCCACCAGAGGAUUUACUAAAGAAUAGAGGGGAGCUUGGUUGGAAGGGAUCAGCAGCCACAAGUGCAUUUCGGCCAGCUGAACCUAGAAAAGCUUUGGAGAUUUCAUUAGGUACAGCUAGUAUUUUUCUCACUGAUGCAACUACUUCCAAGCCCAGUCGCCUGCCUUUGGAUAUUGACUUAAAUGUGGCUGAUGAAAGAAUUCUUGAGGAUUUGGCUUCUCGAAGUUCUUCUCAGGGUGCUGUUUCUGUAGCUGAUCUUGUGAGUAAUCAUGAUCGAGUGCAGGAUGCACCGAUGGCUUCAGCAUCAGUUCGUAGCUCUGGGGGACUUGACCUUGAUUUGAAUAGAGUGGAUGAGCCUAAUGAUAUGGGUAAUCACUUAACAAGCAUGGACUGUAGGCUGGAAGCUCAAUUUCAUCAUGUCAAACCAUCAUCUGGUGUUCUUAAUGGAGAUGUGAAUGCUUGCAGAGACUUCGAUUUAAAUGAUGGGCCUGUAGCUGAAGAGAUGUGUGCUGAACCAUCACCAUUUAGCCAGCUCACCAGGAGCAGUGUGCCAUCCCAACCAUCUGUUUCUGGUAUUCGGAUAAACAGUACAGAAACGGGAAACUUCCCCUCUUGGUUUCCUCUAGGGAAUCCUUAUCCAGCUGUCACAAUUCAGUCAAUCUUACCUGAUAGAGGAGAGCAGCCCUUUUCAAUAGUUGCACCUGGUGGGCCUCAGAGGAUGUUGGCUCCGCCUACUGGCAGCAGCUCAUUUAGUUCUGAUAUCUAUAGAGGGCCAGUGUUGUCAUCUUCCCCAGCAAUGUCGCUUCCAUCUAUGCCUUUUCAGUAUCCUGUCUUUCCUUUUGGAACAAAUUUUCCUUUAUCCCCAGCCACAUUUUCAGGUGGUUCAACAGCAUACAUGGAUUCAUCUUCUGGAGGGAGGCUUUGCUUUCCUGCAACACCCUCUCAAGUAUUAGGACCUACAACCGCAAUCCAUUCGCAUUAUCCAAGACCUUCCUAUGUUGUUAACUUCCCAGAUGGUAACAGUAAUGGUGGAGCUGAGAGCAGUAGGAAAUGGGGAAGGCAGGGUCUAGACCUCAAUGCAGGGCCUCUAGGCCCAGAUGCAGAAGGGAGAGAUGAGACAUCUUCUCUUGUAUCAAGGCAACUUUCUGUUGCCAGUUCACAGGCCCUUACAGAGGAGCAAUCAAGGAUGUAUCAUUUGGCUACUGGAAGUCUCUUGAAGAGAAAAGAGCCGGAGGGUGGUUGGGAAGGUUACAAGUAAUCCUCAUGGCAGUAAUGAUGAAUAAUCCUGAUCCACCUAUCUUUUGGAUGGGGUGCUAGCUAAUUCCAAGAGACAUCAUCCAACUUGUGCUCUCAAGAAUGGGUGGUAAGUGAUUUAUUUGAUGUUGUUCAGUCUCCGACCCCCACCCUUUCGCUGUACCAAUUGCAACUUAGGAAUCCAUCCAGGGUCUUCAAGCAGUCAUCUCUUGAAUUUGUACUGGGUGGCUGCAGUUCACUUUUCCCCAUGUAGAUAUUUUAACUGAUGGAAAGCAGACACUUUGUGACUGUCUUGUUGCCCAUACAAUCAAAAAUGGUGCCCCUAAUGUUGUUUGGUGCAUCAACAAUUUAUACUGUUGGACACAAAAUCAACCUUUUCCAACCAUUCUGAGAAUGAAUGGAGGUUGGAUUAAUGAACUGCUUCAAUCAGAGGCCUUUUCUAUGUGUUUUUCUGUUAUCUUGUCUUAAUUUCUUUCACUCGUAUAUAAAGAAGCAGAAUGGUUAGUAAA
Populus nigra (black poplar) is the source of this 5759-nucleotide messenger RNA. RefSeq lists its product as uncharacterized. The transcript has 4 exons. The record is from RefSeq and is a predicted model, not a curated record. NCBI's taxonomy places the organism in Eukaryota, Viridiplantae, Streptophyta, Magnoliopsida, Malpighiales, Salicaceae. Gene Ontology annotation, cellular component: nucleus. Gene Ontology annotation, molecular function: chromatin binding. The coding region runs from base 383 to 5254 and encodes 1623 amino acids.